AUGCCUGUAGGAGUUAAAGAAGCUAAUGAAGCACUUCAUAUUGGUUUAUCAGAAUUAUUUUCUGAAUGGCAACCAAGUCCAGCAUCAUCAUAUUGUUUUACCAAUCAAACAUCUCAUUCUCAACAAAUUAAUAAUUCAACUCAAUAUGGCUGUGAUAAUAAUAAAAUAGAAGAUAUUUUAAGACAUUUUUAUAAGAUUAAAUAUAUAUUUGAUUCAUCGAUUAAUGUAAUGACACCUGGAGAUUGUGAAGAAAAUAUAUUAGAAUAUUAUGACGAAUGGAAUUUAAUUGCAUGGAAUUCAAUUGGUAUAUUAAAUCGAUCACAAGGAUUUAAUACAGAAGAAGGAAAUAAUUCAUAUUAUUUAUUACCUAUGUAUAAAAGAAGCGAAAUUUUAAAACAACUAGAUUCAACAUUAAAAAAUUUAGCAAACAAAACAAUAAAACCAGAAUGGUUUAUGCCUAAAGCAAUAGAAGAAAAAAUACAUGUCUCUUUUACAAAAUUUAAAGUUUUUUAUUAUGAAUUAUAUGAUUUUUUUUUUAAAUAUUUAAAUAUUGAAAAAAAUGGUAUUCAAAAAGAUUAUAAUAGAUAUUGUUAUGAUGAUAUUAUUUUAACAAUUAAAAAUCUUACAAUACGUCUUCUUGGAGGAUUUAGAGAAUUUUCAAAAGAAUAUUGUUCAAUAGCAUGGAAAAAUUUAAAAGAAAAACAAGUAUUAAAUAUUUCAUCUUAUCCAACAAUAAAAAAAAAAGUAACAGAAGAAUUAGCUUCAUUUUAUACAAAUACAUUUUACUUUUUUGGAAUAAUUGUAAUUAAAUGUAUGUUAAAUUUUAAUUUUUAUUCAGAUAUAGAAUGUCAUCAGGAAAAUAGUAAUAUGUAUAUAAUUAUUCAAAUAUUAAAAACAAUUUAUAUAACAUUAGAUAAAUUGUUACUUGAUUCUAUUGCUUGUAAUGAGGCAAAUUCCAGUCCAAUUCUUGUCACAAACAAUCUUUUUCCAAUUAGUAUUGAUUCAUUAGCUCAUUGUAUUGUGUUUAAAGAAUUUAAUGUACAAAUUGUAUCAGAAGAGGUAGCACAACAAAUACAAAAUGAUAUGCGUAGACGUAAAUUAGCUGAAUAUCCAAUAACUUCAUUAAAUGUUUUUCGUUCUGCAGCUUUAUUAGCUAUGAAACCAUCAACAGGUGUUAAACGUAAUAAUGCUGUAGCAUCAGCAGAAGGUGGUAAUACAGCUCAUAAAAAAAGUGAUGUUAAUAGUAAAGAAAUUAUAUCAAUUAAAGCAACAUUUGAUACAAAACAUCAAACAUGGACUGCUGUAUAUCCACAUUUAUUAUGUACAACAAGACAAAAAGAUGCAUUAAUUGAUUCAAGAGCAAAUCUUCAAACAGGUAAACGGCCUUUAUUUUAUUUUCAUAUCAUGGGAAAAUUAUAUAGUCCUUCAGGACAUAUGUUAUCUGUUCAUACAUUAUCAUUACCAUUUACAAUUGCUACAAGAAGAAAUCAAGAUUGUCAGGUUCAAAGAAUGAUGAGUAGUUAUACAGCAACAUGUUUUUGGUUAUAUGGAACAUAUACAUGUGAUGGUCUUAUAUUAAAUUGGUGUGAUAAUGGUGUUAAUUUAGAACAAUUUAAAAAUCUUUAUUCACGCUAUUUUUCAUCUAAUGCAGAAUGUAAAAGAACAUUAUUAGAUAGAGAUUUUAACGUUUUUAGAGGAAAAAUGAAAUGUAAAGAGUGUAAAGAUUCAAAAAUAAAUUAUCCACAUUUAUCACAAGAAUUAAUAACAUUUAAAAAUGUUCUUUGUCCACAUUUACAUAGUGAUUCAUCAGAUAAAUCAUAUAGAUUUAGUAUAUGGCGUGGUAUGUUAGAAUUAUUACAUCUAUUUAAUGAUAAUAAAACGGAAGUUAAAACUUUAUGGGAAAAUGGUGUUAUAUAUGGUUUUUUAGAUUUUGGAGAAAUUGAACAAAUGAUUGAAUCAUAUAAUUCGAUUAUACUGAUACAUAUAUCAUUUGUAAUUAGUGCAUGUAUAUGUUUUGUCAUUAAAAAUAACAAUCAUAUUGUAUAUUUAGAACCAUUAGAUUUAAAGAAAUUACAAAGUAAAAGUUUGAUAGAUUAUUUCAAAGAUAUUGUUGUUUCUGAAAAUAUUAAAAAUGUCUAUUCUGCAUUUAAAAAUGUUAUUGAAAUUGGAGAGGUUCUUGAUUUAUUGAAAAUAGAUUUAAAAAGUGAAUAUAGUUAUAAAAAUAGUACAAAAACAAUUUCAUCAAAUGUUAUAAGAUCAGGAAAUACAAACUUAACAAAUACUGUAGAAUUUACAAAUCUUCGUAUUACAGUUGUUGCCUGUAGAAGUAUUCCAAAUUAUGCAAAUUCAUAUGAUUCCCCACAUUAUGAUUCAUAUAAUCAGCAAAUUCAUGAUGAUUUAAUAAAGCAAAAUAAUAUACAAUUGUCAUUUCGUAAUACAAAUGAUAAUAGUAUUAGUCAUCAGGUAAUAAAUUUACCUUUUGAACAAAAUAAUUUAUCCCAAAGACAUCAAACAAUGAAUGUAUUAGAAAAUACAAUAUCUCAUCCAAAUCUCAGUUAUAAUCAAAUGUCAAGAAAUCAUGACUUAUCACCAUCAAUGUCAUUACAAAUGGCACCUUCAGUAUCAUAUAAUGAUCAAAUGGAACUUAUGAGGAAUAAAAUUAAUUCAUGUAAUAAUAAUAUUAAUCAUGAUGGAUCAUUUGAACAAGAACUUCUUCAUUUAAUAACAUCAUUUGGAAGAUCAUAUGAUGAUGUUGUUAAUUAUUUAACAACAAAAACAAGUAAUCAUGUUAAAUAUUGUCCACAAUUACAUUCUUUAUCAAAUGCCACAUCCAUAAAUAGUGCGAUACAUCAACAACAACAACAGCAACAUAACAUUUCAUUUUCACCAAAUGACUAUGAUUCUUCAUCUCAAUUUGAUUUAAAUGUACCAUCUAACAAUUCGCAAUCACCAACUAUAAAUCACCUUACGGGUCCUCAAACAAGCGGAUUGUAUGAUUUGUCAUUUAACAAUGGCAUUUGA
Molecule: messenger RNA, 3021 nt
Organism: Strongyloides ratti
Lineage: Eukaryota; Metazoa; Nematoda; Chromadorea; Rhabditida; Strongyloididae
Exons: 5
Coding region: 1-3021 (1006 amino acids)
Biological process (GO): regulation of transcription by RNA polymerase II; regulation of cell population proliferation; defense response
Molecular function (GO): RNA polymerase II cis-regulatory region sequence-specific DNA binding; DNA-binding transcription factor activity, RNA polymerase II-specific
Source: RefSeq, a predicted model, not a curated record